Messenger RNA from Astyanax mexicanus (Mexican tetra), 1175 nucleotides. RefSeq lists its product as uncharacterized. The coding region runs from base 132 to 773 and encodes 213 amino acids. The transcript has 4 exons. The record is from RefSeq and is a predicted model, not a curated record. Lineage: Eukaryota; Metazoa; Chordata; Actinopteri; Characiformes; Acestrorhamphidae.
AGGGGUGGGUGGCUUGGAAUGUCAUCUAUAAUGACCCACCCAGCUCUGCCCACUUACCUUCCACAAUCUGCUGGCUGGGUUAAAGCGAACGGAGCAUCAAGAGAUCAUCAAUCUGUGUGUAACACUUUGAUAUGUAUCAUCAAAACCAUUAUUUGUUGUGGUCAGACAGACCAGUCUGUAGGCAUAGCUUGAGAAGACGCUGUGGUGGACUUGGCUAUGAUUGCUGUGGACAGCAGGAGAAUGAGGACAGCAGUGCUUCAUGGAUGCAUGAGCAACCGACAGUGUGCUAUUAUGCUGGUGAAACUGACCUCACCCACGAAUAUAUUGAGAUAGAGACAGAUUCCUGCUUGACUGUAGCUGAUCAAGAUUUUGAAGAGGUCCACAUUGGACAGGAGCUGGAAGACCACGAAGUCUGGUUGGAACAGACCCAUCAAACAGACUAUGACCAAGAACACAUUCACGGAGUGUCGUCUUGCCCUCCGACAAAUCACAGAAUGAAUGAAGGGUCAGAACAGAAUAAAGGCUGUUUAUGCCCAUACAGGACUGUUCAUUCAAGAUGGGGCAAUGAGGCAACCAACCAGUGUCCAUGUGUGUCUCCUCAGUGUUUUAAUGUGAGGAACACCCUGGUAGUCGGGGUUGAGGUGGAUGUUCUAGAAGAGCUGGUUUAUGAAGACACAGAAAUUGUGCAAACACAGACAGUGUUUGAUGGAAGUCUGGAAAACCAUCCUAUGAACUCCACAUCAUGUUGUUGCAACCAACUGUUUCUUCAGUGAACAGAAUUGCAAUUAUUUUUAGUAGUACUAUUGUUAUUAGUAUUAGUAGUUGUAUCAGUUGUAUUUUACAGUGUUUGUGUGUUUCUACAUGAUUAUAUCUACAUCUUCUGCAGAAAGGUGCUGCAUACAGGACAAUCCAAUCAAUAUAAUCACCAUUCAUAUUCAUUCACUUUUCUACACUGGAUUUAAUGAGUGAUUGCAAUAACUCUUAAACAAAGUCAUUCAAAGUGGGUUUGAUCCAAAAUGUUCCAUUCUAGAGAAACUUACCAAAAUUUCAUACAUUGGUGGUGAUAUAUAAAACCAUAAAUACAGUAUAUAUAAGUAAAACAAGCACAACCACAUUAUAAAAAAUUAUUAGAGUUUUGUUAAUGAACUGUUUAUAACAAUUAAAGAGUGUUAAAU